AUGACCAUCGAUGUGUACUACACCAUGCUCAGCCCGCCGGCCCGUUCGGUGCUGGUGGUGGCGAAGCACCUCGGCCUGGCCGUCACCACCAAGGAGGUGGACCUUUUCGCCGGUGGGACACGAACUCCCGAGUACCUGAAGAUGAACCCCAGUCACACUGUGCCCACGCUGGACGACAAUGGCUUCGUCCUCUUCGAGAGCCGGGCCAUCCUCGCCUACCUCGUCAACAAGUACUCGCCCAAUCAUAGUGUCUACCCGGAAGAUCCGCAGACCCGAGCCGCCAUCGACAAGGUCCUCUUCUUCGACGCCUCGGCCAUCUUUCCGGCGAUUCGUGGCAUCGUAGUUCCCAAGGUCUUCAAGAAGAUCGAGGUGCCCGCCGAGGCAGUGGCCGAGCUGAAGGAGAAGGUGGAAAUAGUGGAGGCCAUCCUCGGUGACCAGCGAUUUCUGGCCGGGGAGAAUGUGACCCUGGCUGAUAUCUCCUUUGGAGUGGAGGUUCCCAUGAUCAAGGUCCUGUACCCGAGCUUCAUCUCGCCAAAGCUUCAGGCCUGGUACGACCGAACGUUGCGAGAUGUACCGGCGCUGGAGGAGUACAACUCUCAGGCGGAUUACACGGCCUUCCUCAAGAAGCUGUAA
Rhagoletis zephyria (snowberry fruit fly) is the source of this 633-nucleotide messenger RNA. The record is from RefSeq and is a predicted model, not a curated record. NCBI's taxonomy places the organism in Eukaryota, Metazoa, Arthropoda, Insecta, Diptera, Tephritidae.